Messenger RNA from Aspergillus costaricaensis CBS 115574, 724 nucleotides. RefSeq names its product histone H2A. NCBI's taxonomy places the organism in Eukaryota, Fungi, Ascomycota, Eurotiomycetes, Eurotiales, Aspergillaceae. The record is from RefSeq and is a predicted model, not a curated record. Gene Ontology annotation, cellular component: nucleosome. The coding region runs from base 105 to 509 and encodes 134 amino acids. The transcript has 4 exons. Gene Ontology annotation, molecular function: structural constituent of chromatin; DNA binding; protein heterodimerization activity.
CCGUCAACCCUUUAGCACCGUAACCCGCUUAUCGCCAUCGUCACUUGUUAACUACAACUUCUUAAUUAAACACCUUCACAAAAACUCAUAUUCCACCUAUCAAAAUGACUGGAGGCAAAUCUGGAGGCAAGGCCAGCGGCAGCAAGAACGCCCAAUCCCGCUCGUCUAAGGCCGGUCUCGCCUUCCCCGUUGGUCGUGUCCAUCGUCUGCUCCGCAAGGGCAACUACGCCCAGCGUGUUGGUGCCGGUGCUCCCGUUUACCUCGCUGCCGUCCUUGAGUAUCUCGCCGCCGAAAUCCUUGAAUUGGCUGGCAACGCCGCUCGCGAUAACAAGAAGACCCGUAUCAUCCCUCGUCACCUUCAGCUCGCCAUCCGCAACGAUGAGGAACUGAACAAGCUUCUGGGUCAUGUCACUAUUGCCCAGGGUGGUGUCCUCCCCAACAUCCACCAGAACCUUCUGCCCAAGAAGACCCCCAAGAGUGGAAAGGGCCCGGGAAGCCAGGAGCUGUAAACAAUUUCUUUCUAAUUUGGGUUCUCUGAUUCGGCGCGGUUUGGUUCUCUUAUUGAUGUGAUAACGGGGUUCUGGUCGGAACGUUUAUGGCUCUGCGUUUUCUUUUUCUAGUUUCCACAGUUUAUGGUUGUACAUUAUGUCUACGGGCAUGGAAUGAUACCGACAGCAUUUUCACGGAUUCAAUUUUCUAUCCUAGUCAAGACUCGUGUAAGGAG